UUGGUAAACAAACCGAAACAAAACAUUUCGCUUUCUGUAAAUUCUGGUAAAUUCUAAUCGAGUUUUUCACUUAUACCCUAGAAAUUCUAAUCAUUAUUCCUUUCAUUCGUAUGCGCGUUUAUUUUAUUUUAGAAUAAUGCCUACCGAUCUUCUUCAUUUCAUGGAAAAUAACUGGCCACCAGUUCUACCAGAUGUCAAGAAAACAUUGGAAAAUUUCAUCAUUAACAAUGAUGAACUGCCGUAUGAAAGCACAAAAACUCUACCUCGGGAAAGGAAUGAAUCAAAUGUUAUUCAUGCAAGGGAGUACCUGCCGUGUCGCACUACUCUGUUUGUUGAGGACAUACAGGAGGAAGAAGAUGUUGAAAGUGGACAUGGGUACCAUGAAAUCAUUUUGACUGAUGAAACAUGGGAGCAGGCAUUUUUUGAUCCAGUAGAUCCUGACACCGACUCUGACAGUAUUGUGAAGCCGUCGCUCAAGAAGCAGGCUCUACUUUCAAAUGUUUUUAAAGCCACUUCUAACUCUGUCGGUAGUUCACUUAUCAAUUGUGAGCUAAAGACUGUUCCCCCAGGCCUAGAUCAUGGCAUGGACUUUGGAUCAGCUUUUAAGGAUUACAUGACACAGAAAUCGGCGAAAUCCGAAGUGUCCAUUAAUCUGAGUUUUCAGCAAAUGUCUUUGGAUGCAGAAAGUGAAAUCCUUGAAUCUACAACAGAGUCAGAUAAAAAAGAUGAUGAAGGCGAGGACAACUAUGGCAGUAGUCUUGAGAAGGAAAUCAUUCAAAAUCUACCAUCAAAGAUAAAUCACAAUAUGUGCGUGCUAGAUAUCUCCAAAGUAACAUAUUCGCAAGCAAGCAUCAAGAAAACUGAAUGGGCUGAAAUUCUGGACUCUGGGCGAGAUGUUGAUUUGGAAUUUAAGAAACUGAACUUAGCUACAUCAUUUAAUUUUGAAUUGGAUGGAUUUCAGAAACAAGGUAUUGUUAAAUUAGAGGAGCAUGCCAAUGUGCUGAUUGCUGCUCAUACAUCUGCGGGUAAAACUGUUAUUGCUGAGUAUGCCAUCGCAAUGGCGCUGAAGCAUAAAACCAAGGUUAUCUACACCUCGCCGAUCAAAGCAUUGUCAAAUCAAAAAUUCCGCGACUUCAAAGAUAAAUUUGAUGAUGUUGGUCUUAUAACAGGUGAUUUUCAAAUGAAUCAACUGUCCUCUGUUCUUAUCAUGACAACAGAAAUACUGAGGUCCAUGCUCUUCAAUAGCUCCAAAGUCAUCCAGGAAUUGGAGUUUGUAAUAUUUGAUGAAGUUCACUAUCUGAAUGACACUGAGCGAGGUCGUGUUUGGGAGGAAGUCUUAAUUUUGUUACCUUCAAGUGUCCAAAUCAUCAUGUUAAGUGCGACUAUCUCUAACACCUUCGACAUUGCCAACUGGGUUGGACGUACCAAGCAGAAAAAAGUUUUUGUCAUUUCAACGCCAAAACGUCCUGUUCCUCUCUGUCAUUUUGUAUACCUGGGUGUAAAUGAGCAAACAGAAAAUGAAAUCUACCUCAUUCGAGAAGGGGAUGGAGUUUUUCAAAAAGAUGGAUACCGUAAAGCCCUCGAGGUAUGGAAGAGGAUUGGCGGGCCGUACUGUUUAACCAACCCAAAGAAGAAACCAAACCAAAGUUAUGAAAAGCGAGAAAAAGGGGUGAGUCCCCGAGACAAAAAUGAAAAAAGGAUGUGGAAAACAUUGCUAGGCUUCCUAAAAAAAGAAAAGAAACUGCCUGUUGUUAUUUUCACCUUGUCCAGAGUCAGAUGUGAUAAAAACGCCAACAGCCUGUUGAGCGAAGAACUGACUACUGGUGAAGAGAAGAAACAUAUUCAAGGCUUCUUUCACUUCAGCAUCUCACAACUUAAGGAGGAAGACAGGAAACUGCCUCAGGUUUUGAAGUUGCAGGAACUUCUCAUGAGUGGAAUAGGUGUGCACCACAGUGGUAUCAUCCCAAUUUUAAAGGAAGUUGUUGAGAUUUUAUUCCAAAAGGGGUUUGUAAAAUGUCUUUUUGCCACGGAAACUUUUGCAAUUGGAAUCAAUAUGCCAGCAAAGUCUGUAGUAUUUGAUUCUCUAAUCAAGUUCGAUGGCAAAGAGAAACGGUUGCUAACCUCUGCUGAAUACAUACAGAUGGCAGGCCGUGCUGGUAGGCGAGGUAUUGAUGAAAAAGGCACUGUCAUCAUUAUGGCGAAAGAUGACAUGCAGCCCGCUAUCAAAGUUGAAAGGAUGAUUACAGGUCAAGCAUUGCAGAUAAAAUCACAGUAUGUUCUCACGUACUCAACCAUCCUAAACAGUUUGCGAGUAACAAACUUAUUUUCAGUGGAAAACAUGAUGCAGCAUAGUUUUAUGGAGUUUGGAUCGCAGUCCGUCAAUGACAAACACCGUAAAGAAUUGCAGAAGCUUGAAAAUAUUCAAGUGAGCAUCCCAGACAGGGUUAAGAACUUGCUCUUUGAGUUCUACGACACUGCACUUGAGUUCCUCGAGAUCUGGAACAAGAUAAAGACAGACUCUAUCAUGGAUAAAGAGAUUAACAAGAUACUUGUAGAAGGUCGUAUUCUCUUGAUCACUUACCGUGAACAUAUCAACAAAUUAGCAGUAAUUCUCUCUGUUGAUCACAGAAGAAUGGAAUACAAGGUUCUAGUUUUGAGUGAUUCCACGAAAGAUGCAGACAGUAACUCCGUAGAAAGACCUGAUCUUUGGUACAACAUGAUGUCACUGCUACGUAGGAGGGAAAUUUACAAGCCCCAAAUUACGGACAAAGACAUUGUGAUAACAAUCAAUCUGACCAACAUUCUAGGAAGUACAAGCCGAGUUCUUAAAGCUAAUUUUGAACUCGUGUCUCAGGAUUGGGGUACCCGACAAAUUCCUAGAUUUCGGGACAAACAACCAGGAGAAAACUGCAUGCUGGCUAUCAGAACACUUAGUGAAAUGUCGCGGACAGUUAAUGCGAAAGAAAUUCUGUGGACAAGUGAAACAUGUCCUUUCCGGACACUCUCUUUUGUAUCGUGUAAGGAAAUGUUGAGUAAGCUUGAGACUAAACUAAGCACGUUCUCGGAGGUUUCCAAGUAUUUAAACUAUUUUGAAGAUGUUUUUGAAAACAAAAAAAUUCAUAUGCGUAGAAAAGAACUCAAGUGCCUUCUCUCACCAGAAAACAUGGACCUUCAUCAAGAUUACAAAGAGAAAAUUGCUGUACUGGAGAGCUUGGAGUUCAUUGACAAGCAAAGAAAGGUGCUAUUCAAAGGUCAUAUUGCAUGUCAAAUGGGAACGCAAGAGUUGAUUAUUGUCCAGCUCCUGAUGAACAAUGUCUUUAUGGAAUUAUCAUCUGCUGAGGUAGCUGCAUUGUUGUCUGCUCUUGUUUACAAGGGCAAAGAAGAACCCCGUCCUGACCUUUGCACAAUAUCAACUCCUAUGCAAAAAGCCAUCGAAAUGUUCGAUAACAUCUAUGCCUCCAUUGCAGAACUUGAGCGUCGGUACAUGACCCGUGGUGAGUCAUGGGAGUAUGCAAACUCGGAACCCAAUUUUUACCUGCUGCCAGUAAUCUAUGAGUGGGCCAAGGAGAGCUCCUUUGUUGAAAUCAUGAAGCUAACCAAAAUUCAAGAGGGUAUUAUCAUUCGAACAAUCCAGCAGCUGCAUGAGAUGAUAUCUGAUGUCAGGGAUGCAACAAAGCUGAUUGGACUGAUGGAUCUAGGAGAGAAAAUGGAUGAUGCUGCUCGACGUAUCCGCAGGAAUAUUGUGUUUUCAGCUAGUCUAUAUACAAAUCCUCUUUCCAGCUAGACUGUGCACGAAUCCGCUUACUCCUUCCAGCUAAAGUUAUGAUGUUCAUUUAACUGGCCCUAAAAAAAGAACCACACAGUGAGGUCCUAUCACCCAUUAGAUGAGUUUUUACCAACAUUGGUUAGAAGUAUAUUCAAACGUUGGUUUAUGCUCAUAAUGGUAUGAAUAUUUUUUCCAUCUAUAAAAUAUUGUAAAUAUUUCAUAAAUAUUCUCAAUUUUCAUGAGAAUCAUACCAAAAAAGUUUAAAAGAAAGAUUUAAAAAAUGACUGAAAGAAAGAGCAAAUGUUGAUAAAAUUCGAUUUGUGCAUUAUUGAUUGCAGUGGAUUUAGAUCGGAACAAGUUGUGUAUCCCUGCCUACAGGAGAGUUGAUAUUUUUGCAACUAACAAAUGUACCUUUAAAAUUUUAACUUUCAGCUGUUUUUUGUUUUUUUAAUUCUAAAAAAGCUGGCUGUGAUUGUUUAUGAUUAAGUACUAAUAUAUUUAUUUCAAGGUAAAAGUUUAGAUUUCUUUGUGCCCAAUUAUGUUUCAAUUAUGUUGUUUUUUCUUGUUUUUUGCCGGCAACAACAUCAAUAAAACCUUUAAGUCAGGUCUCUCGAAUGCCACCUCUAGUCAAUCCUCCGUAGCCUACAAUUUAAGGAUGUGGUUAUAGAAUUGUUUUGGGUUGAAUUUUCAAUCUAAUGCUCAGUACAUAUAAUUUUUCAUCAUGUUCAAGUCUGUUGUUCGCUCUGAAACACCAGGCAUAAGAGCUUUGCCAGCAACUAGGGCGGCAGGUCCUCUUAUUCUAUUUCUAAUUCUAUAUCUGCCAAAAAGAUUUUUUUUUAUAUAGUAUUAAUUUGAUUACAUUUUGUAAUAAGGAACCACUAUCUCUGGCUCGCCCAUAAAAGCACAUAUCUGCAUAGGGAAACUAAUGGCAUGCAUGUUGUUUCUGAAAUGGGCCAGAAAUAUUGGUUCCUUAUUGCAAAAUGUGAUUUAAUUAUUAUCAUUAUCAUUAAAAGUUCACAGCAAUCUAAAAAAUUUCCAUCGAAUUUCAACAUCAAUAUUCAAUUAUUGACCGAACUGGUAUAGGUAUUCAUAGGUCACUUGGUACCUGCAUUAAUGAUAAGCUAUUUUAAUAAAAUCUGUCCCAUCAUCUUUAGGUAUAAAUUUUAUUGGUGGAUUUUUUAAAUUUAAGAAUAUGUGAUCUGAGUGUUUGUUUCCAUGAAAAUUAAUAAAAUGAUAUAUUUUUAUUUUAAA
Messenger RNA from Bemisia tabaci, 5017 nucleotides. It is a transcript of the gene tst, whose product is annotated as superkiller complex helicase subunit twister. The record is from RefSeq and is a predicted model, not a curated record. NCBI's taxonomy places the organism in Eukaryota, Metazoa, Arthropoda, Insecta, Hemiptera, Aleyrodidae. Gene Ontology annotation, cellular component: Ski complex. Gene Ontology annotation, molecular function: ATP binding; RNA binding; RNA helicase activity. Gene Ontology annotation, biological process: nuclear-transcribed mRNA catabolic process, 3'-5' exonucleolytic nonsense-mediated decay.